This is a messenger RNA of Caenorhabditis elegans, 246 nucleotides long. RefSeq names its product DUF4492 domain-containing protein (gene R160.2). The record is from RefSeq and is marked reviewed. NCBI's taxonomy places the organism in Eukaryota, Metazoa, Nematoda, Chromadorea, Rhabditida, Rhabditidae. The transcript is spliced from 2 exons. Bases 1 to 246 code for a protein of 81 amino acids.
AUGAAUCAACCUGAAUCAGUGUAUAUGUGUUCAGCAUUUCGAGAAGAUGAUUUAUUUCGACGAUUUUUUGCCAUAUUUUCCUGGCUUCUGAAAGUAUUUACCUUUAUAAUCUUCUUUGCAACAAUUCGCUUACAUGAUCAACAAAGAAACGAUCCAAUUGAACACGAAAAUGCCGUUCAAGAAGUUGACGACGUGAGAAGAUACCGACGAGUUGCAUAUCGUCCACGUCAGCGAAACCAGGAGUAG